AUGGAUGUUACUCGCCGGUGUAUCAAUUGCUCUAUGAGAUUGGCGCACCAGCGCUGGCGCAUGGUUGAAGAUGCAACAGAGCCUAUGGUGAAUAUUCUUCGUGCCUGGGUAUCACCAACGCCGGUUUCUUCUGAUAAUAGAAUAUGCUUGGAGUGCUUUGGAAUGCUACAACAAGAACCCGAUGGUGUACGAGCCCAAUCACCCAUGUCUGGACAUAGAAAUGUGUGCUUUGCUUGUGGUAUAUCUAUUCUGCGGGCCCGCACUCAUCUUGUACAUCCAGACUGCCCAGAAAGGAAUGUUAUAAUUAGUUGGACAUUUCCUCAUUUGGUUUCUCAUCUGAAUAGAGUUUGCACUGCAUGGUGGCUUGCUGCUAGGAGAAAUGUUCAAAAACAAAUGCGGCAAGAUGCCAAUAGACCUAUUGAAGCCUUCAAUGAAGAAACUGAUAACAGAGAACCACCACAUAUACCUGUGCCGCCUCUACUUCCACAUAUUUCGGUCCCACAACGCCAAGAAACUGCUAGAAUAAUAUCACAAACUUAUUCACGUGUUGCAGCAACCUCAAGACAUUGUAUAUUUUCAGGAUGUGAAAAUGUUGAACGUUUAUUGGUACCAACUGGAGUGAAGGAAAUGUUAUUAUGUCGCUAUAGAUUAUACAUUCCAUCUUCUGCUCGUGUAUGCAGAUACCAUUUAGAAAAUGAUUGUUGGGAGCAGUUACAAUCUAAUAUUAGGGAUUUUACUGCAUCAGAGAUGGAUCACAUGCUGAAUAUGAUGGAG
This is a messenger RNA of Brenthis ino (lesser marbled fritillary), 774 nucleotides long. The record is from the annotation of a GenBank genome assembly. NCBI's taxonomy places the organism in Eukaryota, Metazoa, Arthropoda, Insecta, Lepidoptera, Nymphalidae.